AUGGAGCAUCUCCAGGACGGCCACCACGUGCGGCUGCGGAGCCGCGUGCACGGGACGUACCUGCACGCCAACGAGGACGGGCAUGGCGUCUCCCUCCACCACUGCCGGGCGUCUAUGAACGCGGCUUGGGCGGUGCACCUGUACCAGGGCGAUGCCGAUGACGAUGCCCAGGCCCAGCACGUGCUUCUCCACAGCGCCGCCUACGGCCGCUACCUCGCCGCCACGAACGCGCCGGCGCCGCUAGGCCACCGCGGGCGCCGCGUCGAGCAGCGCAACUACGAUGAUCAAGAGGAGGAGGCCAUCAGGUGGCAGGCCGUCGGGGCCGACUCCGGGAACGACGUCCUUCUCCGCAACGUCGUCGGCCGCAACCUCCGCGACGGCGCCCGGCACCACCUCCGCGCCAACGGCAGGUACAUCCGCACCGGCGUCAGCGUCGACGUCUUCGACAACUUCAGCACGAAGAUGCUCUGGGCGGUGGAGCCCAUCCCCGCCAGGGACGGCAUGCCUCCCCUUCGACGUCCGAUUUGUCUUCCCUUCCCCGGAAGACUCACCACCCUGUUGGAGCCGCGGCUGAUCGUGUACGUGCGGGCGGGCGCCGACGGGACCCGCAUCAGCCACGGCGCGUUCGUGUUCAGGGGGAAGUCCGUGUUCCACCUGAGGAAAAAGCUAGCCCGCCGGCUGGAGGCUCUCAUGGACGUCUCCAACCUCGCCAUGUGCGUCGAAGCCGGUACUUUCGGGCGUCUUACCCCGCUCGUCGUCGAUCUGCCCCGCAGCCGCCACAUCGUCGGAACUGUCCAUGUCCAGGAACUCCACAUCGUCGUCUUCGCGGGCGGGACGCCAGUUAGGAAUUGGCUUGAACUGUUGCAUUUGCACUGUCGUUGCUGCAUUAAUCUGCUUGUGUAG
Molecule: messenger RNA, 903 nt
Organism: Hordeum vulgare subsp. vulgare (domesticated barley)
Lineage: Eukaryota; Viridiplantae; Streptophyta; Magnoliopsida; Poales; Poaceae
Exons: 3
Coding region: 1-903 (300 amino acids)
Source: RefSeq, a predicted model, not a curated record